CGCCGCCGGCGCUUCCGGUUCCGGUAGCCGCUGGCCGUGUGCGUCGCAGGCACCAGCCAUGGCAGGCAGCCGGCUGGAGACCGUGGGGAGCGUUUUCUCGCGGACUCGGGACCUGCUUCGGGCCGGGGUGUUGAAGGAGAAGCCCCUCUGGUUUGACAUAUAUAACGCUUUUCCUCCGCUGAGAGAGCCGGUCUUCCAAAGGCCCCGCCUGAGAUACGGCAAAGCCAAAGCUGCCAUCCAGGACAUCUUGUACCCCGAGGAUCGGAUUAGAGCGAAAUUUUUUUCAGCCUAUGGAUCUGGUCAGAAAGCUUUUGAUCUGUUCAACCCAAACUUCAAAUCUACCUGUCAGCAGUUUGUGGAGAAGUACAGUGAGCUGCAGAAACUUGGAGAAACAGAUGAAGAGAAAUUAUUUGUGGAAACAGGAAAGGCUUUAUUGGCAGAAGGUGUCCUUUUAAGACGAGUAGGAGAAGCAAGGACUCAAAAGGAAGGCAGUCACGUUUCCUGGGAAUCUGAACCUUCGAAUGUGAAACCCCAAACAGCUCUGAGGGAAAACCAGCCUGUGCCAGGAGCCCUCCAGGACCAGCAUACGGAGGCGGCUGCGGGACGGUCGCAAGGUCCCUCUCCUCCCUGAAGAAUGCGUGUACCGUGUAUACUGACAUCCAAACUGUAUUCACUGGAUGAAUGUUGAACUGUUUUUAACAGUUGAACUGUGUAAAUGUUUCCUGGUCUCUAAGGCAUUAUGUUUGCCUUCUUUGAGUUCCUAUUUCUAGGUUGUCAUAAAACUCAGUUUCAUGGUUUGAAUGAACUUUUAUGUCGGGAUGGUAUUAAAUAAAGAAUUCCCUGGCUGCUUAUAAAGUAAAUUUACUUUAAAAUUGUAAAUAGCAUAAGGAAACCUUUAUAAGUAUUGUUUGAGUGGGACUUGUUCUGAGUAGGUUUGCUUGGAUUUUUGUGUUAAUGUGUGGAUUGGCUCUGUUUGAUCCUCUGGUGUCUUUCUCUUUUCUGGCCCCAUCAGGCUUCUACUUGUGGUUUGUUCCCUGGGCUAACUGUUUCUGUCUGCAGGUAAUCUUUACAUUUUGCUGUGGAACUAUCGAUCUUCAACUUGAGAGGCUAAGCUGACUUGUGCUUUGUGGUAAGAGUGAGAACCCAUCAUUGAUGAUAGACAGGUCAGAACUCUAACUUUAGUCUCAUAGAUUGAGGGUGCUGGAGACAGUUAGCAUCGGCCUAAACAUAGGAGGCUGCUCGGUAAAGACUUGAAUGAAUAAGUGAUUACAUCCAGCUAAAGACUGAAUUCGGAUGACUUCUCCAUAGAUAACUGGGUUGCCAAGAGUGGGCCAGCUAAUGUAGCUGCUGCUGCUGCCUGCUAGCGCCCACCAGCCUCCCCGGUGUUGAGAUGCACUUACAAGACCUUACCAACGGCUCUGCUUUCUUCGUUUUCAUAUCUUUUACCGAAUACACGGAAUAUUUCUCUGAGUUCUUAGCCUUAUUAUUUGUGGUCAGGCCAGUGGUUUUCAGCUACUAGUAAUAAACUGCUUCAGAAAUUGU
Molecule: messenger RNA, 1542 nt
Organism: Hyaena hyaena (striped hyena)
Lineage: Eukaryota; Metazoa; Chordata; Mammalia; Carnivora; Hyaenidae
Gene: MRPS23
Product: mitochondrial ribosomal protein S23
Exons: 5
Coding region: 59-631 (190 amino acids)
Biological process (GO): translation
Cellular component (GO): mitochondrion; ribosome
Molecular function (GO): structural constituent of ribosome
Source: RefSeq, a predicted model, not a curated record